UGAAUACGUAAUUACUGCUCACAAAAUGGUGCAUAACCAUCCAUGCGAUAGGGUGUACAUGCAGAAUGACCCCUGGUAUAGAAGACUAACAGUAGAAGAGAAAGAAAACUUGGAACCCCUUCUUCAGCAAUCGCACUCAUCCGAUGAAAUAAUUGCGCAUGUUAAGGAAAAAUUCCGCAAGGAUAUAACUCGUAGUGACGUUAAAAAUAUGAAAGCCCUAGUUAAUAAAGGUAUGUCAAGCCGUCGUGACAUUUUUGAUUUCCUGAAAUGCCGUGGGAAGUUAAUGGAGUAUUACUCAGAUGAACCUACGCGGAAUUCACUAACAAGAGUCUGUUUUUCAACUAAUGAGCAAAUCCAGUUGUAUAAACAGUUCCCGGAGGUUGUCGGUAUUGACUCUACAUAUAAUACAAAUAAAGGGAAGUAUUCAUUGUUCCAAUUACUUGUGACGGAUAAUUUUGGUCGUGGGCGACCAGUGUUAUUCGCUUGGACUCGAAAGGAAUUCAAGCGUGAUGUAGUCUGGAUUUUGGACUCAUUUAGUCAAAUAAUGGAAGAUACAUCUAAAACUGAGACAUUUAUUAUGGACUGUGCGCAAUGUGAAAUAGGAGCAGUGAAGUUAACGCACAGGCAAGCGCACAUUGUGCUCUGUUCUUUCCAUGUUUGUCGUGCAUUCUGUCGUAAAGUAAAUUUUUUUAGCACAUUAAAAAUUUUACUUGCAGACACGGAAUCCCAUUGUUAAGAACUAUUUAUGUCGCUUAGUUCAGUGUAAAAGUAGAUCAGAGUAAUGCCUGUAAUAUUUUCAUUUUCCAGAUUUAAUUUCUAUUAUAGAGUUAUAAGCAGAUUGGAUGUUCGUGUCAGUCAAUAUAUACAGCGUCGUUGGAUGAGUAGACGAGAAUUGUGGGCAGCAGCUUUCAGAGAUCACGUGCUGACUUAUGGUAAUGCUACUAAUAAUCGAGUAGAAAGUUCACACAGGCAAGUGAAGCGGUACUUGCAAAGGUCAGACAGUCUGCAGAAAAGCAUGCUGAAGGUUUAUAAAUGGUGUCAACGAAGUUAUUCCAGAAUUCAGCAGG
Trichobilharzia szidati is the source of this 1067-nucleotide messenger RNA. NCBI's taxonomy places the organism in Eukaryota, Metazoa, Platyhelminthes, Trematoda, Strigeidida, Schistosomatidae. The record is from the annotation of a GenBank genome assembly.